CAUCACCUCACGCAGACCCUGCGUUGGGCUGUGCGUCGCGCAGGCGGGACGGCGGCCUGAAACCUAGGCCGGAGGUAGACCCGGGGCAGGCGAGGAUGGACGGAGAGAGACGGUCCGCGCCGGGCCCGCCCGCCGGGAGCCUGCUGGCCGACGGACACCUGGUCCUGUGGACGCUGUGCUCGGUGCUGCUGCCGGUGUUCAUCACGUUCUGGUGCAGCCUCCAGCGCUCGCGCCGGCAGCUGCACCGCCGGGACAUCUUCCGCAGGAGCCAGCACGGGUGGCACGACACGGACCUAUUCGGCCAGCCCACCUACUGCUGCGUCUGCGCGCAGCACAUCCUGCAGGGCGCCUUCUGCGACUGCUGCGGGCUCCGCGUGGACGAGGCCUGCCUCAAGAAGGCCGACAAGCGCUUCCCCUGCAAGGAGAUCAUGCUCAAGAGCGACGGCGGCGGCCCCGACGCCGCCAUGCCGCACCACUGGAUCCGCGGCAACGUCCCCCUGUGCAGCUACUGUGUGCUUUGCAAGCAGCAGUGCGGCUGUCAGCCCAAGCUCUGCGAUUACAGGUGCAUCUGGUGUCAGAAAACUGUACACGAUGAAUGCAUGAAGAACAGCUUAAAGAAUGAAAAGUGUGAUUUCGGAGAAUUUAAAAACCUUAUCAUUCCACCAAGUUACUUAACUUCCAUUCACCAGAUGCGUAAAGACAAAAAAACGGAUUAUGAAAUGCUGGCCUCUAAGUUUGGAAAGCAGUGGACCCCGUUAAUAAUCCUGGCCAACUCUCGCAGUGGAACUAAUAUGGGAGAAGGAUUAUUAGGAGAAUUUAGAAUCCUGUUAAAUCCAGUCCAGGUUUUUGAUGUAACAAAAACUCCCCCUAUCAAAGCCCUGCAACUCUGUACUCUUCUUCCCUAUUACUCAGCUAGAGUGCUUGUGUGUGGAGGAGAUGGUACUGUGGGCUGGGUCCUGGAUGCAGUUGAUGAAAUGAAGAUUAAGGGACAAGAGAAAUACAUUCCACAGGUUGCCGUCCUGCCUCUGGGAACAGGCAAUGAUCUGUCCAAUACGCUGGGCUGGGGUACCGGUUAUGCAGGAGAAAUCCCUGUUGCACAGGUCCUAAGAAAUGUAAUGGAAGCCGAUGGAAUCAAACUAGAUCGAUGGAAAGUUCAGGUAACAAAUAAAGGAUACUACAACUUAAGAAAACCCAAGGAAUUCACAAUGAACAACUAUUUUUCUAUUGGACCUGAUGCUCUCAUGGCUCUCAAUUUUCAUGCUCACCGUGAGAAGGCACCGUCUCUGUUUUCCAGCAGAAUUCUUAAUAAGGCUGUUUAUUUAUUCUAUGGAACCAAAGAUUGUUUAGUGCAAGAAUGUAAAGAUUUGAAUAAAAAAGUUGAGCUAGAACUGGACGGUGAGCAAGUCGAGCUGCCUAAUUUGGAAGGUAUUAUUGUUCUGAAUAUUGGCUACUGGGGCGGUGGCUGCAGACUCUGGGAAGGGAUGGGAGAUGAGACUUACCCUCUAGCCAGGCAUGACGAUGGGUUGCUGGAAGUCGUUGGUGUGUAUGGGUCUUUCCACUGUGCUCAGAUUCAGGUGAAGCUGGCAAAUCCUUUUCGAAUAGGACAGGCGCAUACAGUGAGGCUGAUUUUGAAGUGCUCAAUGAUGCCAAUGCAAGUAGAUGGGGAGCCCUGGGCCCAAGGACCUUGCACUGUCACCAUAACUCAUAAGACACAUGCUUUGAUGCUCUAUUUCUCUGGAGAGCAAACAGACGAUGACAUCUCCAGUGCUUCAGACCAAGAGGACAUAAAGGAAGCUGAGUAGCAGUGCCGUUAGCACAGCAUCUGCACAAACACACAGAUGCAUUCACAUCCACAAACAGAGAUUCUCCAGCUGCUAUUCUGUCCUAAUUUUCCUCAAAGUACCAUGGGCACACAUUUAUGUAAAUAGCAUUCCCAAACAGCCAGACUUCCAGUUACCACAACAGCAGCUGUUCUUUUGUUUAACAAGAUACUUUGAUCAUAUAUUACUAACUUUGAAGACAGUUACAUGGAGACAAAAUGCUUUUGAGAAUGGGGCUCACCCUGGAGUUGAUUUGCACUGUUUCAUUCCUUUCUGUUGAGUCACACAUUUGAUGGAAGGAUGUGAGUGGAAAGAUCACCUCUCUCUUGACUUUGAAUGGUAACACCUUACCAUUUUAAGAAUUAACUUGGAAAUGAUGCAUAUCAAACCAGCAAGGUUAAGAUGGAGCAUCCUCCUGUCCCAUGCUUCUUCAGAUUUCCCACAGCCCAACUGAACAGAUCCAGGAACUCCCUGAAGGAGCAGUGUCAAAGUAUGACAAUUCUGAAGACUACUAAAGUCAUUUUUAGACUAUAGAUGUUUUGUUAACCCCCUAAAUAACCAUGUUGAACUGAUAUUCAGGGUUUUUUUCUCCCCCUUUUUUGGUAGUACUAGGGAUUGAACACUGGUCCUCGUGGAGAAGGAAUUCUAGGCAUAUGCUCCACCACUGAGCUACUGCUGCCCCCCAGCCCUGCAUCUUUUUUUGUAUCCAAAGACAACUAUCCUGAGUUCAAGCUCUAGUACCACAAAAACAGGAAGGAAGGAGGGAGGGAGGGGAAGGAAGGAAGGAAGGAAGGACGGAAGGAAGGAAGGAAGGAAGGAAGGAAGGAAGGAAGGAAGGAAGGAAGGAAGGGAAGGAAGGGAAGGAAGGGAAGGAAGGGAAGGGACCAGGUAGGAUAAUUGGUCUAAAAUAAGAUUUAG
Messenger RNA from Perognathus longimembris pacificus (Pacific pocket mouse), 2738 nucleotides. RefSeq names its product diacylglycerol kinase epsilon (gene Dgke). Bases 96 to 1802 code for a protein of 568 amino acids. The record is from RefSeq and is a predicted model, not a curated record. The transcript is spliced from 12 exons. NCBI's taxonomy places the organism in Eukaryota, Metazoa, Chordata, Mammalia, Rodentia, Heteromyidae. Gene Ontology annotation, molecular function: ATP-dependent diacylglycerol kinase activity.